Messenger RNA from Athalia rosae (coleseed sawfly), 1742 nucleotides. RefSeq names its product opsin, ultraviolet-sensitive (gene Uvop). Gene Ontology annotation, cellular component: membrane. Gene Ontology annotation, molecular function: G protein-coupled receptor activity. Lineage: Eukaryota; Metazoa; Arthropoda; Insecta; Hymenoptera; Athaliidae. The transcript has 5 exons. Bases 69 to 1184 code for a protein of 371 amino acids. Gene Ontology annotation, biological process: visual perception; G protein-coupled receptor signaling pathway. The record is from RefSeq and is a predicted model, not a curated record.
CAUGAUAUAAAAGGAGCCUCCCUGGCUUGCCAGAGAUAAGGUGAGGGGCUGGCUGGCAGUAGGCCAACAUGUCAAACAGCAGCGUUCACUGGGAAGCUCGGGUUCUCCCCGCAGGUCCACCACGCCUGCUUGGAUGGAACGUCCCUGCUGAAGAACUGAUACAUAUUCCUGAGCACUGGCUGGUCCACCCGGAGCCAAACCCCUCCCUUCACUACCUGCUGGCUCUCCUCUAUAUUUUGUUCACCUUUGCCGCUCUCCUCGGCAAUGGACUUGUCAUCUGGAUAUUCUGCGCGGCCAAGUCACUACGUACUCCAUCUAAUAUGUUUGUGGUGAAUCUGGCAAUCUGCGAUUUCUUCAUGAUGCUUAAGGCCCCCAUUUUUAUUUACAACUCUUUCAACACAGGCUUUGCUUUGGGCCAUCUAUAUUGCCAAAUAUUUGCUUUUGUCGGUUCGUUAUCCGGCAUAGGCGCCGGUAUAACCAAUGCUGCGAUUGCGUAUGACAGAUACAGUACCAUUGCUCACCCCUUGGAUGGAAAACUGUCUCGGGGUCAGGUGUUACUGUUCAUUGUACUGAUAUGGCUCUACACUUUGCCAUGGGCACUCAUGCCCCUGAUGGGAGUGUGGGGAAGAUUCGUACCCGAGGGAUUCCUGACGAGUUGCACGUUUGAUUAUCUUUCUGAUACCAACGAGACGCGUUACUUCUUCUUGACCAUAUUUACUUUCUCUUAUGUCAUCCCAAUGUCGCUCAUUCUUUAUUACUACAGUCAAAUUGUUAGCCACGUGGUUAACCACGAGAAAGCUCUAAGGGAACAGGCCAAGAAGAUGAAUGUUGAGAGUCUCAGAAGUAACGCAAACACCAAUGCUCAGAGCGCAGAAGUGCGCAUUGCAAAGGCCGCAAUCACUAUCUGCUUCCUUUACAUCCUCGCAUGGACUCCAUAUGCUGUAACAGCAUUCAUUGGGACGUAUGGGAAUAAGGCAUUACUGACACCAGGUGUGACGAUGCUUCCAGCAUUGACCUGUAAAACUGUUGCUUGUUUGGAUCCGUACGUUUACGCCAUCAGUCAUCCUAGAUACAGACUAGAGCUGCAGAAAAGACUGCCGUGGUUGGAACUCCAGGAACAGGCUGUCAACGAUAGCGUCAGCACCACAACGGAAGCUGUGAACGCACCCUCGCCAGCAAGUUAAGCUAGUAUUCCCAUAAAAGAAAAACUGAAGUUAGUAAAGUUUUAAUCCUCAACUGGCAUCGUUAUCGAGGUACAUGUGCUUGUGUUGAAAAAUUGGAUACCAGUUGGGGAUUAGUCUGCCGUCUAAAAUAAAUUCUGACAAAUUGGCUUGUCUAAAGGACCAUGAAGAUUAAUUAAUUAUAUUCUAUACCUAAAAUUGUGUGACUGUCCAUUGUAACAAAAAGUUACGUUACUAAAAUAUGUAUUUUAAUGCUGGUUGAUUAUCAAACAAACAUUUCAAUGUUGGAAAUGCCGUCUUGGCGUUGCAUUGAUCUGUUAGAUGACAAGCUGGGUUUGUUUAAAAAAAAAGUCUAAAACUCAUCGUCUUAAUUGUUCAUUGUAUUUGUAAGUAUUUUAUUUUUAAGUAAUGGGCAUGAAUAUUUGAUAUUGUUGCUCGAUAUUGAAUACAAUAUUCGGGGACGAAAAAUAAUCGUAUUUAGAAUUGUUAAAUAAUUACAUUGUAUCAACAUUGCCUUUCCAGGCAACUGCAAUAAAGCUAUUCCUGAGCAUUCCAAUUCGA